This is a messenger RNA of Lucilia sericata (common green bottle fly), 1890 nucleotides long. RefSeq lists its product as uncharacterized. The transcript has 5 exons. The coding region runs from base 129 to 1145 and encodes 338 amino acids. The record is from RefSeq and is a predicted model, not a curated record. NCBI's taxonomy places the organism in Eukaryota, Metazoa, Arthropoda, Insecta, Diptera, Calliphoridae.
CUUUAACAGCAGUAAGAGGGGGUGUUGUCCAUCUCUUUGUUUACUUAAAGCACGAGUUAUCGACGACCAAGAUAAGAAGGGGGAAAUGGGUUUAUAAGAAAAGGAUGAAAACUUAAUAAUAAACCACAAUGCUGAGUAAUUGCGUUGGUAAUUGCGGCUUUAGUGGACCCCCACCGCCGGACACUAUACUAUUAAUGCCACCACCACCAUUACCAUCAUUUCUAUUACCCAAAACUGCUGCUUUAGUGCCGACCACCAAUGAUUCCCAUCCUUGUUUCGCAACACUCAUGUGUGAUCCCAAUCCACAUCCCCGUGAAAGUGGCAUGGAAUUUGUUGAGUUUACUGGAGCCAAUAGCAACGGUUUGGAAAAUACCUGGUUGUUUGUAUUGAUUUCAUCGUGUGUUGGUGUUUUAAUAUUGGGUGGACUACUGGCUGUUAUUCUAUUGAAAUGUCGCGAUACUCUCUUCUCAAGCUGUAAUUUAAGCUAUCACGAUAGCAAUAUUAAACAGGGCACCAUGUCAGCUUUGGGUGAACCCUCAAAAUCGAAUCCUUUUAUGGCUGGUGGUAUUUUAUAUCCCUGCACUUCGGCCAAUAGUCGUGAUACUUUACAGAGUCAAUUGGCCAGUGAUAGUCGCCUAUUGUGGGCCACCUUAACACCGCAUGGUACACGUCAUUUUAUUUCCGACUAUCCGGCAACAAGUGCACAAGAUGUUGCGGGUCACUAUGAGGUUGUCGACUAUCGUGCCAAAACACCAAAUCAACCAUAUCGUGAUUAUGUUAAACGUACUCCUAUUAAGUCCUUCGACAACAAUGGCUUUAUCGACUACGACUAUGAAGAUCCCACUCCCCUAAUGGAUUCCUAUCACGACGAUAUGGACUCCGGCUAUCAAGAGCCUCAGGAAAUUCUCAACUCCAUGCAGAGAGCAUCACCACGUCCUCGAGUCUCAUCGCCCACACGUAUAGAUAAUCCCAAUAUGGCACCACUAAACUACUAUCCUUCGAAUCCACGUACUCAUCAGUCUAGUGCAGCCAGUACACUACAACGUCCGACCAAUUUCAAUACAACUGCCACACUCAACAGGAAGACCACCACCAUGAAUAGGCGCAUCAGUGAUGCUUCUUCAUAUAAUGGACAGAAUAUAUAAGUUAAAGGAAUAGCAUCAACAAAGUUUAUUUUAAAAAGGUUGGAAUAAUUAAAUAUUGAAAUUAAUAUGAUUUGUAAUUGAUUUAAAAACGAUAAAAAAAAGUGGUUUCGGUUAUGCAAGAAUAUAAAAUCAAAGAGGAGCAGGUGAUAACAAACUCAAAUCCAAACGCACAGUCGAAAUUACAACGAAACACGAAUUUUUAUUUAAAAAAAGAAAAACUCAAGCAAACAUUUACAAUAAGAGAUAUUAACACCAACAAAAACAUGAUUAUUUUAAACAAUAAUUAUUAACAGUAUAAAAACAAAUUCAUAGCAAUAUUUUAACUUUUUACAAAAGUUAUAAGCAACUAAAAAUUAUUUCUUUAUUGCCUAAAAACUUAUUCAACUUCUAAAUUAUAAACAUACAAUUCAUCUUUAAGAAGAUGGAGAGGAAAAUAAAAGAAUUUAAAACGCAUUUUCUUAAAAACGCUUCUACUAAUUAGCAAUAUUAUUAAAGUUGUAAUUUAGUUAAUAAGCAAGUGAAUUAAUUUUUAACUGAAAAUAUGAAACUAAACUAUUUUAUUUUCCGUCGUCCCUAAAAACGAACCUUUAGCAACCAGACAUGGAAAAUUGGAAUCUUGAAAUUUACCAAAAAUAGUACUUUUUACACUUUUUAGUACUUUUUAGACUAUCGAUUUUACUAUAUAUUUAUGUAUUGACUUAACUUUGAACUAGAACAUAGACCAGACUGUAGACUAGACUAUAGU